ACAGGUGGCGACUCCGGCCAAAGAUCAUUCAUCCAAUUGACGUAGUUAGUUCGUCCGUAGAUGUCAUUCAUUCAAACAUCCAUCCUGCGUGUGUGGGGGGCUCUUUUGUUAGACGACAAAGUUCUUCCAUUCUCGCGUCCUCUUUCCGUGCCAUUGUUGUUUUUGUGCUCCAGGACCUCACCUCUCGCCAUGUUCUGACAUCAAUGUUCAGGAGGGCUGGUGGUAUUUGAGUCGUUUCGUUGAUUAACGUUUUCGAGUACUUCCUUAAACUUCUAGUUUGUGGAUUGUGUUAGUUAGGGAGCGAGAUUUUGAAAUGUAAUUCACGUCGUAAGCUGAGUGCAUGAGGGUUUGGAGGUGAUGCUGUGGCGAAGAUGGGAGAGCAUCGGGCGCAAGUUUUGAGAUGGAGGCUGGUUUAGAUAAUGAAUUUGUUUCAAUUUCGGUUUUCUGACGUUUUUUUUUCUCGGAGGAGAUGGUGGAUGGAAUUUGUGGUUAGGUCUUUGAAAACGACAGGAAGAGUGGUAUUAGUAGGUGUGGUUGCGGAAUCAUUGUUGCCGGAGCAGCAUCACGUGGUGCGGGGAUCGUGAUGUGCAAUUGAUUUUUCUUGGGCGGAAGAGGGAAGUGAUUAUGGCAGAGGAUGCGGAGAGUGCCUUGGAGCUGCUACCGUGGUCUCUUUUGCAAGUCAUUAUUUCACGACUAGAUGCGCCAUCAAUCUGCGCCGCUGCGGCAUGUUGCCGUGCAUUGCGCACCUGCGCAGAGUAUGCUCUAACGCAACUUGGAUCUAUCGCACUUGUAGACAUGCGAACGGAGCCUGCUGUAGUGGAGAGGCUACUGGCAGGGAACACUUGCUUGAGCAGCUUGUCAUUGGAUUGUUCUAGGAUGGAUGAUGGCAUAAUCAACUCAAUUACAAAGCCAGGGUUGCACACACUCUGCCUCUGGGGCUGCCAUCAGUUUUCGGCGAAGCUCUUGUGCGGAAUUGCCAUGAGGUGUUCUCUGCUCAAGGUUUUGUUAUUGGAGUUAGGUUGGCAUGAUGACAGGCAAGAAGUGAAUAGCUUCAGCACUGCCCUCGAGAUGAUAUUACAAAGAUGUGGGAAAUUGGAGUCGUUGACGGUGCGAUCCGAGACCUCUUGCUUUGAUUCAGGGGCGUAUGCAGCCAUACCACGCCUGGUUGCGUCGGGUUUGAAUGCCCUUGAGAUCGGGUACAUAGCUGAGCGCGAAGCCAAACAUGUUCUGAAUCUAGAUGAAGCUUUCCGCUUUGCGCCGCGAGCGAGCUAUCCUUUCAACUCCUUAGAGAAGUUGGUCCUGGUAUUGGAUCGGAUAACAGACUCUCUUGUGGGCCUGAUUGCUUCAAGAUUGCCCCUUCUCUUGGAAUUGGAGUUACGUGAUGGGCCUUCUGAAGAGCCUCUGCUAGCUUUUGACUUGACUAAUUGGGGCAUCCAGCAAAUUGGAUCAUGUACAAAGCUCCAACGCCUUUCACUUGUUCGCAGUCAAGACUGGAUGUUGAGCGUGUCCUUUAAGAGAGUAACUGACCUUGGUAUCCUGCUUAUGGCUGAGAGUUGUUCCAACCUGGAAAGCAUUAAGUUUGGCGGGUUUUCUCGGAUCACAGAUACGGGAUGUAGAGCUGUGCUCCACAGUUGCCUGAAGUUACAUACUUUUGAGCUAAGCAACACUCCGCAACUAACAGACCUAGCUUUCCAUGAUCUUCCCGCGACUCCUUUAGGGUUAGAAUGUGUUUCUCUCGCUUCGUGUGGGCUGCUCAGUGAUUGCUCAAUUCAGCAUCUUGCAUUUUGCACAAAGCUGAAGUCUCUGAAUCUCAAAGGCUGCAAAAGCGUUGGAGAUGGUAGUAUGAAAGCCAUAAGCUCUUUGUCAAAAUUGGAAGUGCUGGCAUUAAAUGGCUGUGAUGUAAGUGACUCUGGUCUAUCCUUGCUGGGACUCGGAGUUGCGCCUCUUUCGUCAGUCUCCCUUCGAGGAUGUCAGCGUGUGUCCGAUGCUGGCAUAGCGACGUUGUUGGCUGGCUCGCUGGCAAGUACAUUGGUGUCGAUAGAUCUCUCUGCUAUUCCGUCCCUCACCGACAAUGCUAUCAUUGCGAUCGUGCGAUGCAGGAUGUCCGUUCUACAGGAGCUGAGGCUGCGUGAUUGUCAUCUAAUUGGCGACACUGCCGUGAUUUCGUUGGCCUCGGCUGUUCUGAAGGACUUUGAAAUUGGUUUCGGAGGAACAUUGCAGCUGCUUGAUCUUUGGAACUGUGACGGUGUAAGUUCUCUCUCCCUGGGGUGGCUUAAGAAACCCUAUUUUCCAAGGUUGCGUUGGCUCGGCCUGCCAAAGAAUCUAAAACUUGGCAUCGUAGCUGCCCUGGUUGAAGCCCGUCCUUCCUUGCACGUAUUCACUGAUGGCGCUGAGCUGGGCCAUAUGUUUUCUGGUGAAACGGAAGUGAUUGUGCGUGAGGAAGAAGAUGAGCUUGAGAGGUGGAUGAGGGACGUGAGUCCUUGAAUUCGCCUUCAUUGUUGGAACCUGCAUUUGUUCGGUUCUUCGAAACCAUGAAACAUGAUUAGCAAGGAGGUGCGAAAUACUCGAGAAGUCGGCCGUAAAAGGACAGGGAAACGUGUAAGAAUACUUCGCGGCCAUGGAAAAAAGAUUUUAAUCUUUUACAAAGUACAAAUUUGUAUUAAUUUUUCUCUGAUUCUCAUAAAAACACCCAAAUAAAACUGAGGAUUGUCAACCGAUCCAGUGAUUUGAGUUUACAUCUCAA
Molecule: messenger RNA, 2743 nt
Organism: Physcomitrium patens
Lineage: Eukaryota; Viridiplantae; Streptophyta; Bryopsida; Funariales; Funariaceae
Source: RefSeq, a predicted model, not a curated record